Molecule: messenger RNA, 1885 nt
Organism: Orussus abietinus
Lineage: Eukaryota; Metazoa; Arthropoda; Insecta; Hymenoptera; Orussidae
Exons: 3
Coding region: 50-1405 (451 amino acids)
Source: RefSeq, a predicted model, not a curated record
GUGACGACCGUAAAAAGCGGCAGCUUCCGCCGUGACCCCAGACGCCGGAAUGCGGACCUCCCUGGUAUUGUUGGGGUGCCUUUUCAUCGCCUCUGCGCUUGGAGAGCCGAUCAGGCAGAAAAAAGAAGCUCCUAUUGCACACCAUGGACCACCCUCUGAUCAGUACGGUCCUCCAGCCACAUCUUAUGGAGUUCCGGACGUAGGAAUAUCGAAUUCGUACGGUGCUCCUUCAGAUUCCUAUGGGGCGCCUCCACCGGCACCAGCACCGAGUUAUGGCGCACCUUCUGGACACGGCUCCUUCGGCGGGGAUUCUGGACACGGAGGAUCAGGACAUAGUGCUCCUGGAGGAUCCUACGGAGCUCCUUCCGAUCAUGGGUCUUUUGGAGGAGGGUCCUUCGGUGGGGAUUCUGGACACGGAUCAUUCGGUGGAGACUCCGGACACGGAUCUUUCGGUGGAGAUUCCGGACACGGGGGAUCAGGGUCCUAUGGAGCACCACCGACAUCCUAUGGGGUACCGUCAUCGUCCUACGGAGCUCCUUCGGGUCAUGACUCCUUCGGGGGAGGAUCCUACGGGCCUCCGGCUCCUUCUUAUGGGGCACCAUCCGGAGGACACGACGAGCCUCACGGCGAGUGGAAAAAGAAGCUGACCUGGAAGGCCGAGUGGAAACAAGAAUGGAAGACGGAGUCAAAGCUGACCUGGAAGCAGGAGUGGAAGAAAGUGCAGGUACCGGUUUGGAAGGAAGUGCAGGUGCCAGCUUGGAAGGAGAUCCAGGUUCCGGCGUGGAAGAAGGUGCAGAAGCCAGUGUGGAAAGAGGUCCAAGUACCGGUUUGGAAGGAGGUCCAGGUCCCGGACUGGAAGAAGGUCUGGAAGCCGGUCUGGAAGGAAGUGCAGGUCCCCAUCUGGAAGGAGGUCCAGGUCCCGGCCUGGAAGAAGAUCUGGGUGCCCGAGUGGGUGAAGGUCGGAAUCCCUGGGGAACAAUACGUGGGGAAGGACCACCACGGCUGGGAGUACACCAGCCACGACCUCUGGAAGAAGAAGCUCGUCUGGAAGCCAGUCUGGAAGAAGAUCUGGAAGACCGAGAAGAAGCAGGCAUGGGCCACUGACAAGAAGCUGGAAUGGAAAGCCGAGUGGAAGCAGAUCUGGCGAACGGAGAAGAAACAGGCCUGGGUCACCGAUAAGAAGCUCGCCUGGAAGGAGGAGUCCGUCCAGGUCUGGGUCCCACAGAAGAAGCAGAUCUGGGUCACCCAGAAGAAACAGGUCUGGAAGGACGAAUGGAAGAGCAAAUGGGUACCCGUCUGGAAGGACGUCCAGGUGCCCGCCUGGAAGAAGGUGUGGAAACCCGUGUGGGAGAAAGUCUGGGUGCCUGCCGAGCCUCACCAUGAGGAACCCCACCAUGGGUACUGAUAUCCUGGGCCUUUCUGCCCAAUUCGACGGCCGUUUGGCCACGAGAUCUAUAUUUGCAUUGGGUCUCUGUAUAUCCGAGGUGGAGUUCGCUGGAGUCGAACUCGAAAGUCGACUUCGAGGUUCGGCGAGAGGGUGGGGACCCAACUCGGCGUGUCAAAGCCCGGGAUGCUCCUUUCUCUUCCUGGGCCUCUUCCGAAGAAUUCGGAGACUGGGAGGGGAGCGGCUGAUCUCUAUCGAUCCGCCGAUCUCCGAACGAUCGAUCCGUCCAACUUUUUACGCAUUUUAUUGCUGGAGGGUUCUUCCUUCGAGGAUGAGACGACCUCGAAGUUGACGACUCUUCUCCGUUCAGACCGUCCAGGUCUACUGAUUGCAGAUAUCGUCGCACCUGACUACCUGCGCAAUUGUACAUAGCCCUAAGAGAUGGAAAAAGUUAUUUUUAUAUUCUUGUUUCAUUUUAAUAAACGUAUUUUAUACCAAGUG